Besnoitia besnoiti is the source of this 5097-nucleotide messenger RNA. RefSeq lists its product as uncharacterized. Bases 1 to 5097 code for a protein of 1698 amino acids. The record is from RefSeq and is a predicted model, not a curated record. The transcript has 13 exons. Lineage: Eukaryota; Apicomplexa; Conoidasida; Eucoccidiorida; Sarcocystidae.
AUGCCUCACGAUGCGGGUCCUGAGGACGCGGAAUCGGCGCAGCUCACCUGCGUGAAGGCGAAAAACAUCCUAGCAGACCCAUUAUCUGGCGUGCCAAAUUUUGCCUCUGCUAUUUCCUUUUCUUCUUCUGCGCCUUCGUCUUCGUUGCUGUCACCUCGUCUUCCUUCUUCCUCGCGCGAGUCGCGGUCGCUUCUCGUUUUGGUGUUUUCGAAAGAUCGCGCUCCGCAGCUGUUUCUCUGUUUGCACUCGUUUUUCUCAUCUCUCGGUUUCUUCGAUGCGGCUCCUGUGCCUCCUCAGAGUGCACGCGCUUCGCCGCACCAGAGUUUGUCUUCACCUUCGCCCUGCCCGCCACGCGAGUGCGCAUCCCCUUCUGCUUCCUCUGAGUCGCCGGCGCGUCGCUUUGGCUCCUCCCCGGCCUCUGCAGACACCCCCAUCCAGGUGUCUGUCCGGGUGAUAUAUCGGGCCUCUUCGCCUCAGUUCGAAGCGUCCUACCGGCUUGUCGGAACCCUGCUCCAGGAGCUUCUUACUUCAACCUCUCAAGAUAGGGAUCUCUCAUUCAGCUUCAAUAGACGCGAGCUCUCUAUUUCUCCUCAAGAUUGGCGGCGCGAGGUGCCCACCCCAGUUCCCUUCUCCCCCUCUGUCUCGUCGUCCUCUGCGCCUUCUCCUCCCUCGCGGCCUCCGUCUCUCUCGUCUUUUCAUCAGGCUCCCGGCUGCGACCCUGUUCCCGCUUCGGAGCCCGUCCGCCAUCUGUAUAGGCUUAAGCGUUUCUCUCUGCACUCUGAAAACGCGUGGGAAGAACGCGAAGAAGGACGCCACCGCCAACGUGCGGGAGCGCGAAGCGGAGAUGAAGCCGCAGAGGCGCGAGAAGGAGGACAGUCGAGCCGAGGCGAGCCCAGCGGCGAAGAAGAAGAGGCGAGCGAGCUCGCCGAGGGCAGGAAGCGAUCUGCUGCCGUGGAAUAUGGACAAGGCUCGUCCGUGUUUCGGUCGUCCCCGUUCGCUUCGCUCUUGCUGCACUGUUUCUCGUGUCCUUCGUGCGAAACGAGUCCUCUAUCACUCUCACUCUGCCGAGGCCAGCAUGCAGGGCCGUGCCCAGCUGCGGCCUCCUUUUCGCGGCCUGCUUCACGUGAAACUUCUGCUUGCAUCGAGACGCGGAAUGGGACGGACGCCUACUCGCCGGCGAAGCCAAGAGACGCGGCGAAGCAGGCAGGGAGUCCUCUAGCGCUCGACGCAAGCGCCGACGACGACAAAGAGCGUAGCAAGCGGGAAUCAGGUGAAGAAAGCGCGAGGGAUAGCGACAGGCCUACUUUGACUGCAGGCGACUACCAGCGAGGUUUCUACGGUGUCGCGUGUCCGUUCAGUCACGUUCUUCUCAUGGUCGACGACUGUGUCUGGCUCUACGCGCCGCCGGCUCCUUCAGCCGCGGAUAUGCCUGAAACCAAAACGCUUCGAGAACGUGAGUUCGCAGGCGGGCGGCGGCCGAGUGCUGUUUCGCGGGCAUCGUGUUUGGCGGACGCGGUUCGCCUGCUUGACGCCUCUCGCUCUCUUCUACUCGUGUCGCCGCGGCUGCACUUUGGGCUCGCGUUCUCGCAACCGGCAGACUCCUUGCUUCUGCUGCCAGCUGCGAGGUUCGUUUCAGCUACGGCCGCGGCGCGAAGCAGCGCCAGACAGAGAAUCCCGGCGGCCGCCUCCGCCGCGGCAGGAGGAGACCCGCGAAGACGCGCAAAAGACGCGGAUGAGGCGAAAGGCGGCGACGAAAGCCACGGGAAAGAGCCCAGAGCAGGCGGAGACGAGGCCCUCGCCGACAGUGACGAUGCCCUGCAGAAGGCUCAGGGAGCGGGGGACGAAACCGAACUCAGCGGCGUUGAUGGGCGAGUGGGGAACGGAGAGGAGCGAGGAGACAGUGGAGUCCUCGAGGAGGGAGGGAACGAGAUGCGCGGAGCCGAAGACGCCGGAGAAGGUUUUUCCGAAGGCAGAAGCACGCGAGAGAAGGCACCAGGCCGCGCUUCUCUGGCGCGUCAAGGCAGUGCGUUCCCAUACGAGGAAGGCCACGACCUUCGCGAAGACUCGUCGUUUUUCUUAGCGGUGGAGAGGCAGCGGUGUGAAGGCGACUUCGCGAUGGCUCUCGACCUCAGCUGUUCCCUGUACCGAUCUGAGGAUUUGCUUCUUCUCUUCCAGACUCUCCAGCGCGUCGAGCCUGCGGCGCUGACGCAUCCGAAUCGCCUCGAAGUGGCUGGCAACCGCCACUUCACGAAGUGCAAGGCGCCAAACGCCCGCGCGAGUCACAGCGACCUCCAUCCCUCGAUUGCUUUUCCACUCGCACCCGCGUGCGUCGUGCUCACAGUCAAUCGAGUGCAAGAGCUCUAUGCGAACCCGGUGUAUCGCUCCUCCAGGAGCCGCAGGCAGAGGCAGACGGGGAACCUGAGAGGCGGCGAAAGUCCACGCAGGGGCGAAGGCAACGCGAAAAGCAGAGACACCCCACAGAUGCGAUCGGAAGACGGAGAGCAGGAAGCGAAAGACGCCGUCAGAGCGGACGACGCACGCGGCGAGGAGCGCGAAAAGCGAGACGCGAUGAAGCAAAGCACGAGUGUGCCUGCGCGGCGCGAGCCUGAGCAAAAGGCGCACGACGGGGAGUGCGAAAGCGUGUGUGCGAGGACUGCGAACGGAGGGAGCCCAGAGGCACUCUUUAGACAAAGAACCGAAGAGGCAGGACUGUGCGGAGAACCGGGAGAAGACAGCUGGAGCUGUGAAGCUCUCGAUCGGUACUUCCGCGUCGGCGUCGAUCGGUGGCGAAGGUCGCAGCGUGAGCGCGAGGCCGCGCUGCGCCGCGAGAGCCCCAGCGCGCUGUUGUCGUUCUCGCCCUCGUCACUCUCUCUCCCGUUGGAGGAUUGGUUUCCGUUUCCGCUGCCCACGGCUUCUUUCUUUCCGUAUGACGAUCUCAACUGCCGCCUUCCCUGCUGCCACGUUCCGCCUUCCUCUCCGACGCCGCCUUGCUUCAGCGUGGCCUCUCCGUGCUCUCCUCGCGCGGAGCCUUUCACUCUUUCUCACGGCUCUUUCUCGCCUUCCUCGUCGUACCCAGUGGAGUUCCUUCCUGGCGCCUUUGUCGCGCCCGCUGCGCCGCCGUCGCCCGGCUCUGCCUCGCCGAGUGCGGCGCCCGCCGCGUCGUCUCCGCGCCCGCUGCCGACAGUCUCCUGGCUGAUCCCAGUGCACAACGGCGAGAAGACGAUCCUCGCGGCCCUCCGCAGCGCGGUGUGCCAGACCCACUGCCCGCCAGGCUUCUUCGACGUCGUGAUGGUAGAUGACUGCUCUUCAGACGAGACGGUGGCACAGCUUCUUCCAUUCUGUCGCGAGGUUUGGUCAGCGGAAAGCGAAAAGGCGGGCUGCCGCCGAAACGGCCGUUCGCGUGUCAACGCCAGCCCGAGUCGCGCUCAAGGAAUUAAAAGGGGAGCGGAGGCGCAGGCGAGGACUGGCGGUGUGCAGGAGGACAAGAGGCGUGAGAGGCAACGAGACGACGACGACGGAGAGCUACCGCUUCCCGACGACCAAGUGCACGCAACGGAUGUAAGAGCAGAGGGGAGAGAGACCCCCGCCUGCCGCCAGAAGGAGACUGUCAUCCGCGCAGAGCUGGCCUUACCUGGAGUGCCGGAGGUGCCUCUGACGCUCGUGCGCCUGGCGAAGCAACGAGGAGUCGCCGGCGCUUUGCGGCGAGGUUUGAUGCAUUGCCGUGGAGAGUUCAUCGCCCGCCUGGACGCAGACGACGUCGCUCAUCCCCAGAGGCUGAUCACGCAGAUUUCCUUCAUGCGGAAGCAUCCCCAGGUGGCUGUCUGCGGGUCGGCGUUCGCGACCUUUAGGUGGCGGCUCAUCUUCGAGUGUCCUGUUGCUCAUCCAACCGUCAUGCUGCGUCGCGAUGCGCUGCGACUCUUGCCGCGAGCAACAGAGCAAGCGCCGCCUUCCUCGCUCGCGUCUUCAUCGCCCGGGCCCUCGCCGCCGCCUUCUCGUUCAGCGGUCGCCUUGCACCUUGCGCCGCGAAGCAACUCGCAAAUUGAUGCUGCCUGCGUCCAAGCGGUCGACGGACGCCUCGAAGAAGGGAAGGCAGAGAGGAAAGGAGAAGACACGACAGUCACGCAGGGCGAAGCGCACGCAUGUGUUGCAGACUCGUGUGAAUGUGCGAGACCUACAGAAGAAAACAAGAAAGGAGACAUCACAGACGAGGAGAACGAGGCGCGUGUCUGGGAGUACAUAUAUCCGGACGAAGAGGCUGAGGACCUCUGGCUGUGGCUCUCUCUCCCGCUUCACCUGCACAUCACGAAUCUUCCCCACAUUUUGACUUUCCUGCGUCGCGACCCGUCUCGCAAGUCGGAGAGAGCCCUUCUCCCGAUGCGCCGCUCCGCCCAGCUCGCCGUCUGUGCGUGGCUCCGGCGCACUCUCAGGCAGCCCGCGGCGCGCUGCUGUCCCAGUCGCGAGCGGGACUCCCGGAAGCCGCUCAGACCGGCGCCGCGCGGCGAGGCCGCCAGCGCGAGGAGAGGGAGGAGCAAACUGCGUGCAAGCGCGAUGCCGGCGCGGGCUGCGCGCCUGAGGAGAACGGAAUCGAUGCGCGCAUGCGCGCGAAAGAAGAAGGAAGGAGGGAGCGGAGGGCUCCAAAUCGCGACCAAGCGGCGGCAGCGGACGCAGAGGCUUCACGGCCGCGCGACGCUGACUCAAGGGACAGAGCGGAGACGCGCCGUGGUGGUCUGGGCGAUGGGGCGGACGAGGCAAGCGCUCAACGCGCGGCGAUCGCCGAGAAAGCUCCAGAGGGAAAGACGGAAAAAGCGCGACAGAGGCAGCGGGACUCAGACGCACUUCGAGAGUCCGAAUUGGGUGUCGACCGCCGCCUGCUCUCCGACGUCGUUGCCUGUCUCCGUGGCCAUAGGGCGCCCGCCACCGCCGAGGAGGGGCAGGCUGCGUUCACGCUUCUCCAGGCGCUUGAAACUUUCUUCUGUAGGGCUGCGGAGCGCCUUCCACAGACCGCUGCCGGAAGCGACGAAGCGCCCGUGGGUAGCGCGGAAAGCAGUUCUAGCGCCGCGCGAGAACGAGGCGGGACUCGAGGUCGGCCUCAAGUAG